AUCCUGGGGAUGAUCCUGACCGUGGCCGGGUGGCUCGGCGGGAUGGUGGCCUGCUGUCUGCCCAUGUGGAGAGUGGCGGCGUACAUAGGCCAGAACAUCGUCAUCACGCAGAUCGUGUGGGAAGGUUUGUGGAUGAGCUGCGUGGUGCAGAGCACAGGACAGAUGCACUGCCGCGUCUACGACUCCAUGCUGGGGCUUCCCAACGACCUGCAGGCUGCGCGCGCUCUGACAGUCGUGAGUACGCUGCUCGGUGUGGUAGGCAUGGCUCUGGCUGUGGCUGGGGCGAAGUGCACCAACUGCACAUCAGAUGCAGCUAACAAGCCGCGCAUUAUGCUGGCAGCCGGGGUGACGUUUAUAACGUGUGGGCUGCAGCUGCUAGUGGCCGUCUGUUGGACAGCUAACGGCAUCAUCCUGGAUUUCCAC
Messenger RNA from Sinocyclocheilus rhinocerous, 423 nucleotides. Its product is annotated as claudin-4-like. Gene Ontology annotation, cellular component: bicellular tight junction; membrane. The annotation marks the transcript as partial. Gene Ontology annotation, molecular function: structural molecule activity. The transcript has a single exon. The record is from RefSeq and is a predicted model, not a curated record. Lineage: Eukaryota; Metazoa; Chordata; Actinopteri; Cypriniformes; Cyprinidae.